Messenger RNA from Papilio machaon (common yellow swallowtail), 2052 nucleotides. RefSeq lists its product as uncharacterized. Lineage: Eukaryota; Metazoa; Arthropoda; Insecta; Lepidoptera; Papilionidae. Gene Ontology annotation, cellular component: cohesin complex; synaptonemal complex. Gene Ontology annotation, biological process: mitotic sister chromatid cohesion; replication-born double-strand break repair via sister chromatid exchange; synaptonemal complex assembly. Gene Ontology annotation, molecular function: chromatin binding; protein binding. The record is from RefSeq and is a predicted model, not a curated record. The coding region runs from base 1 to 2052 and encodes 683 amino acids. The transcript is spliced from 16 exons.
AUGGUGGCAUCCUCAAUCUCCUCUCAGACUCAAUUCCCACAUCUUCAUUCGCACAGUGAUGAUUUACUAGAAGUUAUAACUAACGAAUCUGGGCGUCCAACAAACAGAUUCUCAUUACGAUUGAGUUCACAAUUGCUACGGGGUUUGGUGAGACUUUACCAAAGAAAAGCUAGCGUCCUUUUAGGAGAUCUUUGCAUGAUCAAUGCUACCGUUAUAAAACAUUCAAACAAGAAAUGGAUUAGACAUGAAGAUGCGCCGGACAUUCAUCGUCCAAGACUUGACGUGGUAACCUUAGAACAACCAGGGGAAGAGCCGAGAGUUGAAGAGUUAAUUCAGAGUAGUAACAAUGUGGUUGCCAACAUUGAUGAUAUAACACUAAAAGAACCGACAGUACCCGAAAUACAAUUUUUAAUUAAUGAUGGUUUUGGCGAACUGCGUUCGGAGAUGCGCUCGCCAGAUCGUACCGUGGAGCUGAUGCUGCAAGGCAGCUCGGUCGCGCAGCUGAGCGCACUCGACAAUGUCGACGUGUCGGGCGAUAAGUCGCACGACAAGUCGCGUCCUCAUACAACUCGCGAGCUGCAGAUGGAAAGAAUAUCCGAGUACGAUGUCAGCAUGUACAGGAAGUCCAUCGGCGCCGAGAUUUCAGCAAUCGCUGACAUUGAAAAAGAAAUCCCCGAAAUUCCCGAAAUCCCGCCUCCUGCCUUGAACGUUCCUGAACCAUUGGUACUUGAUAAUGAAAUGGCGCAGCAUCCUGAACCAACUGUUCAAUCGGAGGCUGUGAAGAGAAAAGCUGAUGAUGAAAUUAUUUUGGAGGAGUUGGAGGUGCGGAGUCCAAAGCGCAGACGCGCGCGUCGCCUCAUCAUCGACCAGCACACGCGCCUCGGUCCUGACUACAUGCGGGACAGGAUCGUUAACAAUAAGUUAGAAAUGCGUUGCAAGUCGGCUAGUGAAGAUGUGAUAAAUAUCAGAAUACCCGCAGCUACGUACUUACUGCGGCCGGCACACGACGGACACAAGUUGAGGCCCGACAUCGCCUCUGUCUUCCGCACACUUUAUCUUAGGAAUUUAGAGUUUAUCUCAAAGACAACCUCACAAAAUAGGGAAUUGGAGGAAGCAGUCGUUAUGCCAGCUCAAGAAGAACCACGAUCGCAUUUACAACCAGUAGAAGAAGAUCCCUCGGCCUUAGCCGCUGUCCCUCAGAUAGAGCUGCCAGUGCAAACUGAGGUGGAGAGGGCGGAGGUCACCAUGAUCGGCCAGGGUCAGGGUCUGCUGGACUUCUCAGAUCUGCCCACUCAGGUUGUGGAAACUUUGUCUCAAGUCAGGAAACGGACCAGUGAAUUUGAAGAUGAAGGAGCUAAAAGACGUCGUAGCUCAGGCUUCCUGUCGUACAAACAGCACAGAGAGCAGCUGCUGAGCGCAGAUAUCGCCGCUGAUAUAGAAAAGGAAAAUAUUCCUGAGAACAUACAAACACCGAGGGAAAACAGGAGUGUAACUGCAUUACUCCGCAAGGCGGGUCUUGCUGAUAUAGACGCGGGCAGAGUGGACGUAGAGGCGGGCAGAGUUGACGUAGAGGCGGGCAGAGUUGACGUAGAGGCGGGCAGAGUUGACGUAGAGACGGGCAGAGUUGACGUAGAAGGGGGCAGAACAGUGAUGGAGCCUCUGUCCGAAGUGAGCGUGAGAAGGAGCACGCGGAAGACCGGCAGCGAGGAUACAGAGACCCAGCUCGGGAGUCUGGACCGCACUAAAGUCUCACUCGGUGAUACAGACACCACUACUGACUCUAAGAAAUUUAUACGCGAGCAGUGGGGUACAGAAGGUACAAUGGUGAAGGUGCUGCGCGGAGUGCGGGAGGGGUUCACACUGGAUGUACAGCACCUGGUCAGCUUGGGGCCAGUCUUACACACGCACAGGAACAUCAUCAUGGCGCGCUGCUUCACAUCAUUACUCAAAUUGAAACAGCACGGUUUUGUGAAUUUGAAGAAAGAUCCUGAUACAUUAUGUAUAAUAGAUAUAACUUUGGGACCGAAGUUCGAAGAAGUCGACGCAGAAUAA